UCCGGUAUACACACUACAAAGUCCAGAAAAAUGUCAACAAAAAUGAUUACCUCUAAUUAACCUAAUUUAAACUUCUGAAAAUUAUGGCCAUUUCAGAAACUCCAUCUUACAUCUUAGAAUAUAAGAAUGUUGUGUCAAUUACAACGCCUAUGUUGUCUAAAAACUCGACCACAACUCCCGGUGCAGUGACGUUUCCUCCUUUAGUUCCAGCUUUAAAACCAAGUUUUGAAAGAGGACUCACUUAUACAUUUGUGUGUGUGUAUGGAAUACUAUUUUUUAUGGUGUAUAUUCAACUAUGGAUGGUAUGGUACUAUCGCCACAAGCGAUUAAGUUACCAAACAGUGUUUUUGUUCCUGUCUCUCCUUUGGAGUGGAUUGCGCAUGACACUAUUUUCAUUUUAUUUUAAUGACUGUUCAAAAGUAAAUUUAUUCCCCGUCUUCACUUACUGGUUAAUGUUCUGCUUUCCAGUGUGUUUGCAGUUUAUAAUCCUGUGUCUUCUGGUGCUUUUCUUUGCUCAGGUGGUGCACAAAGCCAAAGCAAGAUAUGAGCCGAGUAGACUGAAACUAUCAUUGAAAGUACUGUUGGGCAUUACUGUAGUUAUAUUCCUCACGACCAAUGUGUCAUGUGCAGUGAUAACAAAGAUGUAUGAUGACCAGGCCACCUCCCUGCCCUAUGCCAUGCUACUCAUACGAGUCACCAUCAAUGAUACUCUCUUCAUUCUCGUCAGUCUUUGUUUGUCUGUCUGCAUCUACAAACUGGCCAAGAUGGCUGCAGCUAGUGUUGUCUUAGAAGCAAAGGGCACAACAGUAUGCAAGGCCCUAGCCACGUGUGGUCUUAUCAUGUUCCUGUACCUUACACGUGCAAUAUACAACCUCAUAGCAGUCUUUCCCGUCAACAGAAAAACACACAAACUGCCUAGCUUUGGAUAUGGUUGGAUCAAUGUUACAGAUCAGGCGGAUUUUGUGCAGCUUGACAAAGGGUAUGCCUACGCCUCGUUUGCUGUUGUCCUGUUUGUGUGGGAGAUCCUGCCAAUGUUCAUUGUGAUAGUAUUUUUUAGAGUACGGACACAAAACUCGGCAAAGGGUUUAAAUGAUUUGCCUUCUCACACUCAAAACACAAGAGCUUACUUCUUUGACAACCCUCGACGGUAUGAUAGUGAUGACGACAUCAGCGCUGCUAGUGAUUAUUUCCACAGUCAUCAAAGCGACUCAAGCCAAGGAAGAUAUUCCAUAAAUGCUAGCCAGUCACGAGCCUCUAUCGAUGCAAGUGUUGAGACAUUACGAGGAUCUCCCCGCACAACUCUACCCAAGGGUCCGACCCUGGGGUAUGGGGCGGUGAUGACGUCGGAUAGACAUUACAGCUACAGUGUCUCCCCACAGCCAGCUGGCUUCACAGACAAUACCAGAUAUGGAUCAACAUAGAAAGCCAUGUGAACAAAUUGUAUUCGCUUAAUAAGUGUUGCCGUAGUCAAACAAGUUUUUCCAGUGUGGUCUGGAACAAGUUUUUCUGGUGUGAAACAAGUGUUCAUUGUGUAAAACAAUUUUUUCCAGUGUGGAACAGAUAUUUCUAAUGUGAAACAAGUUUUUCCAGUGUGAAACAAGUUUUUCCAGAGUGGAACAAGUUUUUCAUGUGUGGAACAAGUUUCUGACAGAAAUUGAUCUUAUAAGUUCCAAGACUUAGUGUGGGCCAAAGUUAAUGAAGAGAAGAAGAUAUUUUUUUGGUUACAGUAAGAUAUUAUUGUGCUUUCAACUUGUAUAAUCAUAGGCGUAUAUUUUUUGGCAUCUUAUGUUAUCUUACAUGGAUAAGGGAUGAGAUGCUAUCAAUGGAACACUGAUCAAAAUGCUGAUUCUUUAAGGUAUUUUAAAAACUAAAACACAUAUUAAACCCACCAUUUACAGACUCUACAUAAGCACUCUAUACCGAGGUCUGGGAAAUUUACUGUUAUGUAGUAAUCUGCUUUAAACAAACACCCACAAUUUCAGAAAAAUAAAUUUGCAGAGACCAAAAAGGCUUACCACUGCUCUGUUUUCCAUGCUUUACUUUUGAAAUGAUAAAUAAAGUAUGAUAUCUCUUUUUACAUCACCAUCAUUGUUGUCAUCAUUAUCAUCAAUAUCAUCAUCACCACCAUCAUCUAUACAUUUUUUAUAAACUACAUGUACAAGUAAAUCAAAAAUGUCUAUGAAAUCGUAAAAUUUAAACUUCUGGACUUUUUAAUGUUUGAUACAUUAACUCUGAUUGAGACUUCUAUGCAAGUUUCACAAAAAGUAAUAAAGAAUAAAAUUAAUUCAUACGGUAGCAAUGUAUCCUUGCUGCUGAACACAAUGCAGCUAUUGCAAGUUAAAAUGUGGUUUUUAUAGCAUCUCAUUCCUUCUUCAUCCCAUAUCUGUAAUUCAUACUUAUUAAAUACAAUGGCCUCAUUUUUUAAUCACAUUUUUGGAUCAAUAUUUCAGUGUAAUGAUAAUAUCUGUUUUGAUUAUUAUACUUGUAUUUUUCAGUUCAAAAGCAAAAUAUUCAAUUUGAUCUGUAACAUCCAGAUAUUAACAAACCAUUUUCAUCAUCUAACAAUAUUUUGUUGUACACAUGUUGAUAAAUGGCCCCUGUAUACAUAAAAGGUUGUGCUGUUUUUGCAGAAAUGCAUUAUAUGAUAUAUGUUCUCCUUAUAAGUUUAAAUCAAAAUUUUGUUGAAAAUUUGUUACUAUUCAUUUACUAAAAAAUUGUAAGCCAAGCAGCCAACACUGACUCGGAAGUCUGUGAUUUUUACCUGUAAAUAUCUUGUACAUAUUUAUUAUUACAUGUUUAUUUUAUGAACCGGUGAGGUAAAUAUAAGUCACGAUGUGACUUAAAAUCAAUAUUUGUUUAUUUUGGAUGCAUUCUAGUCCCUUUUUUUUCACAGUACUUUUCAAAAUAGAUAAAAACAAUGACAGUCCUGUUUAAAUAUAUAUCUGAUAGCCUGUAUUUACACUUUCAAUUAUUGCUUUAGUUGAUAAAAGCAAAAAGAAAUCAGUACUUUAACAUAAAUUAAACAUAAUGUACACCUCAUACACUUAUUUACUGAUUAUUUUAUCAUUUGAAUAUUUUAUCAGUUACAACAAUUCAUAUAUAAACAAGAACAGCUCUAAAUGUAUGUACGAUUUUGAAAUCAGGUCCUGUUUGUUACUGCAACUAAACAUGCGAGUUUUAGAAUGUCCUCAUUAAGUUUAAUCAAGUUUUAAUUGGAACAUCAUACAUGUACAUAUAUUAUAGUUUUUGGUCGUUCAGAUUCAUUUCUUAUUGCCAUGAUAAGGAAUAUUUGUGUUAUUGAUGUUAAGUUUGUUUAUCCUGUAUAUAUUGAUCAUGUUAUCUGUUUCAAUGUCUAACUUUGAAGAAAUGUUACUGUACAUAUUUGUUUUGACAUACUUUAUCAAAGAAAUUAUUGUUUUAAUAUUUUGAUAGUCAAAUUAUUAGGGCCCCUCAAAAGUAUUGUAGGUGCCCAUUUUAGUAAUCACCCUGUGUUGCCAUCUGUUCAUCUGUCCACAUAUCUUUUGUUUUUUUUCGCAAUAUUUUUAAACUGUUAAAAGUUAUCAAAAUUAAACUUUUUAUGUUAGCUCACUGCAACAAUCUCAUGCUGUCUCAUAUUUACUUUGAACUUUGUAAACUUACGAAAAAUUAGCAAUUUUAUUUACUUUUCAAAGAACUUGAAAUUAAGCAUCAAUAUAAUUAUCAAUUAAUGGUUAUGUGAACAUGCCAAUACAAGAACCUGAUAUCUCUGACCUAUUGUUAUCAAAUUGUUUCCCUUGAUUAGAAAAUAUGCUGAAUUAGCGCAUUUUAUUAAAAAAGUGAAAUCAUUUUUCUAUAUACAGCUGUUACUCAUAAACAGUACAAGAUCCAUAACUAUGUGGCCGGCUGUUUCAUAAUUGUCAUCAUCAAAUUAAUGUGUGUGACCAACUGGAUUUACAUUCCAUUAGAACUUGAAAUAUUUUGGAUGGAAAAUAAUUAAACUUGAAGCAUCAAUGACAAUGUGAUAUUGUGCGUGGUAAUGGAAUGAAAACUCUGGGACCAAGUUUUAUAAAAUUGUCUCCCUUGAUGUGAUAAAAAAAACUUGAAUUAAAAUUUAAAUAUCGGUUAAUAGCAAUAUGGAAACGUGUACAAUUAAAAUAAAAACAUAA
Molecule: messenger RNA, 4145 nt
Organism: Mya arenaria
Lineage: Eukaryota; Metazoa; Mollusca; Bivalvia; Myida; Myidae
Product: G protein-coupled receptor 137Ba-like
Exons: 7
Coding region: 84-1421 (445 amino acids)
Biological process (GO): positive regulation of TORC1 signaling
Cellular component (GO): lysosomal membrane
Source: RefSeq, a predicted model, not a curated record